CCCCUGGGGUUGGGAGUUCUUAAAGUUUAGCAAGUCUGCAAAUAACUACAGAACACAAUAGAGUCCCCCUCCCUUCCUCUCUCUCUUGCUCUCUCUUUCUCUCUCUCUCUCUUUUUUUUUUUUUUUUUCUUUUCCUGCUUCCAAACGCCUCCUUCGAGGCUGAAGCUGGGCAGGUCUCCAAAGGUGCAGCAGCCACAACAAUCCCGCAGUUCAAAGUGAGGCAGCAGUUGCACAACUUCUAGCAACUCUCUUAGCCGGCUGCGAAUGAGCUGAAAGCCAGGAACCUUUGGAGGAGGUGAAGAGGAAACUUUCAAUCCUCUUCUUUUCACCGAGAAAUCCGGAUACCCACCCCCACCCGCAUCUCCUGAUAACUUUGAGAUAAGACCCUUUCUCUUCGCUGGCCUGGUGGACCAUGGCUCCCUUCGGAAGAAACUUGCUAAAGACUCGGCAUAAAAACAAAUCUCCCACUAAAGACAUGGAUUCAGAAGAGAAGGAAAUUGUGGUUUGGGUUUGCCAAGAAGAGAAGAUUGUCUGUGGGUUAACUAAACGCACCACCGCUGCUGAUGUCAUCCAGGCUUUGCUUGAGGAACACGAGGCUACAUUUGGAGAGAAACGAUUUCUGCUGGGGAAGCCCAGUGAUUACUGCAUCAUAGAAAAGUGGAGGGGUUCAGAGCGGGCUCUUCCUCCACUAACUAGAAUCCUGAAGCUUUGGAAAGCCUGGGGAGAUGAGCAGCCCAAUAUGCAGUUUGUCUUGGUUAAAGCAGAUGCUUUUCUGCCAGCUCCAUUGUGGAGGACAGCUGAAGCCAAAUUAGUGCAAAACACGGAAAAAGUAUGGGAACUCAGUCCAGCAAAUUACAUGAAGACAUUACCACCAGAUAAGCAAAAAAGAAUAGUCAGAAAAACUUUCCGGAAACUGGCUAAAAUUAAGCAGGACACAGUUUCCCAUGACCGAGAUAGCAUGGAGACCUUAGUUCAUCUGAUUAUUUCCCAGGACCACACCAUUCAUCAGCAGGUCAAGAGAAUGAAAGAGCUGGAUCUGGAAAUUGAGAAGUGUGAAGCUAAGUUCCACCUGGAUAGGAUAGAAAAUGAUGGAGAAAAUUAUGUCCAAGAUGCAUAUUUAAUGCCCAGUUUUGGUGAAAUUGAGCAGAAGCUGGACUUGCCUUCCGAUGAAAACCAGAGUCUGGACGACCUGACUGAAAGUGAUGGAAUUGGACACCUGGAGGAGAGAUUAGUGUAUUACAGAAUGCUCAUCGAUAAGCUCUCUGCUGAAAUAGAAAAAGAGGUAAAAAGUGUUUGCACAGAGAUAAAUGAAGAUGCGGAAGGGGCCGCUGCAAGUGAGCUUGAAAGCUCUAAUUUAGAAAAUGUUAAGUGUGAUUUGGAGAAAAGCAUGAAAGCUGGUUUGAAAAUUCACUCUCACUUGAGUGGCGUCCAGAAAGAGAUUAAAUACACUGACUCAUUGCUUCAGAUGAAAGCAAAAGAGUAUGAAUUCCUGGCCAAGGAGCUCAAUUCACUGCAUAUUAGCAACAAAGAUGGAUGCCAACUAAAGGAAAACAGAGGGAAGGAAUCUGAGGGCCCCAGCAGCAGUGGGGAGGUUCCUUCCUUGACUCAAAGAGUAUUUAACUUGUAUACAAAUGACACAGACUCGGACACUGGUAUCAGCUCUAACCACAGUCAGGACUCGGAAAUAACUGGAGGAGACGUGGUGCUAUUGUCAACAUAAUUUGAAUGUCUUGUUUCUGACCUACUUUAACGUUCAUGUUUGUUUAAUAGGAAAGUUUAUUUUAAAUAUCACAUUCUGAAAAAUGAUGUAAAUCAUGUUGGGUAUCCAGGAGUUAGUAAAAACGAGAGAAAGUUUAUUUUUGAUUUAAAAGUUCCAAAGUCACCUAAUUAUUACAAGUUCAGACGAGGAGAUGUUUAUUAGGAAUGCAAUGCAAAUAGCUUGCAGGUGUCUAACAGAAAUGAUUUGAUGGGAAUUACCAUCUCUUAGAGCUUCUGUGAGAAAUGAUUUACACAAACAAAACUAAUUCUUAAUAUUGCAGUCAAUGUAUUGAAACUAGACACAUGAACAAGUAAAAUUAAAAAUGUGCUGUGAUAUAUUUUUAUAUCAUUGGAAUUUUUAAGUCUGUAAUGUACAUGACAAUUAUGCUGUUAUAACUGUAUUAAUUCAGGUCUUGGUUCUUCUCAUUGAUACUUAGAAUGUACAUCAUCUCUGAGACUUUCUGAACCCCUCUGCUUGUUUAGACCCAGACAACAGAAAGCGGGAAGGGCUCCCAGUGGGACAUGUGCAAAUACUAGCAGUGGAUUGGGUGGAGGUAUAGAUAAGAAAGGGCCAAGGGCUACAUACAACAGCAAUUUUUCUAAAAAUGGCUAAAGUUAUUAAGACUUAUGCCUGGGCUUUCUCUGACAAAGCAAAUCUUCUGAUCAGACAAAUGGCCUCUGCAGGUUUGUUUUUUGAGUGAGGUAUGAUGUGGGCUACAGAGAAAAUCACAGGGUCACAGUCCUGUUUAUUUACACCCUGUUCAAAAACAGCCUCCUAUAAAGGCAACUUGGUGUCCUUUUUUUGGGUAAAAUAGAGUUCUGCAUACCCUAAGUAUUAGCAUUUUGCCUUUUAACCUACAGAGAGGAACUUACAUGGACAAAAAUCUUUUAUUCUUUUACACUGGAAUUCAGUUGGUCUCUGUAGAACUUCAUCUAAGGUACAAACUAAAAAAAAAAAAAAAAGUACUAAGUGUACUAACUCUAACUCCUACUCCUUCCCCAAGGUUGCUAGUAACUAAUCAACAAAUUGAGAGACUAUUUAGAUCCUACCUUGACUGACACUUAUUACAGUGCUGGACGAGGCUUGGUUUUGCCUGGUGCUUAGUUAGGACAUAUUCCAACCUCUCUCCUUUCUUUGUUUCUUGCCAGAGAACAUGUGAUGUAAUCAUAUUGUAAACAAUUCGUUUUAUUGUUUUAUUGUACUGUUAAAUAAAUACCACUGUGGUUUAUUUUUUUCUUUAGCUGACACUUUUCCUGUAUGUCAGCACACAUGUAAGAAUAUUAUUUUACUUAGUUUUAAUAUGUGGAUAUUGGUGAAGAUUUCAGUAUUUAUAAUUCCCUUUUAUUCCCAUGCUUACUAUAGUGCAUGUUUUAACUGAGUUUCUUAAGCUAGUUUUUCAUUUCUCUAAUCCCCAGGCUUUUCACCAAUAUUUGGGAAGAUAUUUAGGACGAUUUAGUAUUUCACUUUGGAGAGCCUCUGUGUUAUCACUUCUAGCACCAAGAUAAUGCUCAAGGCUUUAGUUGAAAUUGGCUGGUAAAGAAAGUAGAAAUUUCCAUUUCAGGGAAAAUAAAGUGAAAAAGAGUAAAUAAUAAUGGUAACAUGGAUUGAAUUUAAAAAAAAAAAAAA
Molecule: messenger RNA, 3385 nt
Organism: Mustela erminea (ermine)
Lineage: Eukaryota; Metazoa; Chordata; Mammalia; Carnivora; Mustelidae
Gene: RASSF9
Product: Ras association domain family member 9
Exons: 2
Coding region: 413-1720 (435 amino acids)
Biological process (GO): signal transduction
Source: RefSeq, a predicted model, not a curated record